Molecule: messenger RNA, 1317 nt
Organism: Pangasianodon hypophthalmus (striped catfish)
Lineage: Eukaryota; Metazoa; Chordata; Actinopteri; Siluriformes; Pangasiidae
Gene: dand5
Product: DAN domain family, member 5
Exons: 2
Coding region: 262-1005 (247 amino acids)
Source: RefSeq, a predicted model, not a curated record
UUUCCCUCGCUUUACACUCCUGAGAUGAUGCGAGUUACUGCACCAAUUAUGGCACUUAAAAGGACCAGAAGCUACCUGAGCUGCUUUAUAAGCGCGAGCUGCGCGCUUCACCUCACGCAGACAGCAGGGUGACCAUACACAACCUUGAACCGCAAAUUCUCUUCACCUGCAGACACCUGGGAAUUUUAUUUUUCCUUGAAAUUUUUAUGCACAGUGUUUUUUUUCCUCCUCGUGUUAUUUUGUAAUCUUCUCCUGAGCAAGAUGCGCGCUCUUGGUUUGGCCACGUUCGUGGCUCUGGCUGCUUGUCUGUGCGCGCUCCCGCGGCACUUCAGCCAGGACCUUUCCAAGCGCGCGCCGGCUUCAGAUCUCGAGCUCUCCGGUAACGGAGCAGACGAACCGGUCAGGGGAUCAGUAAGAGUGGUGAAAGUGAGUCCGCACUUCCUGCGACAUUCCCCGGGUCUGCUCGGGAAACCCGCACUAAAGCGGGGCCCGUUUCCAGCCUUCUUGGCGCUGGGUCGCCCCGGGCCUUCUGCGCACGCGCGCGCACCCGCAGCAUCACUCCCGCACCUGAGCGCGAGCUACACCGGCGCCGACGCCAGGAAGAGACAAGGCCUGGAGAUGUGGCAGAGGGUGAUGCAGAAAAGCGAGCAGAGCAAAGAGGUCCUGUCCCUGCCAUUUAACUCCAAAGAUGCGGGAACGCAGAGCUGUGCGGCGCUGCCUUUCACGCAGCGGAUAACCGAGGAGGGCUGUGAGCCUAUAACCAUACACAAUAAGCUGUGUUUCGGUCAGUGCAGCUCCAUGUUCGUGCCCCCUAACGGAGGAUCCAGCAUGCACCGCGGCGGCCCGUCUUGCUCGCGCUGCGGCCCGUCCAGAGCGCGCACCGUGCACGUGCCCAUGCGCUGCGGCUCGCAGGUCCGAGAAAAGCGCGUGAUGCUGGUGGAGGAGUGCAAGUGCGAAACCGGGAGAGAGGAAGAGAAAUCUGAUAACAUGGCCAUGCAUUUAUAACCCGCACUGCCAAAGAGUGUGUGUGUGUGUGUGUGUGUGUGUGUGAUGACAAGAGCGCUUAUUCGCAGAAUUCUACCUGAGAACCACAUCAAGUUCUUUAAUCACUUUUGUUAGUUUGAUUUUCCAAACUGAAACUUUAUCCAGACAACCGUUUGAUUAUUCCAGCGGAAUAUGUUGUCAGUGUAUUGGACAUGUCAUUACAUGCUUUUACCGAGUGAUGUCGCUGUUGCACGACGAUUCUGUAGCUGACACAAUAACUGGUUUUAAGUUAUAAAGCAAGAUAGUUUUCUUUACACUGAAGUCUGUCGUGUU